Messenger RNA from Alternaria arbusti, 1944 nucleotides. RefSeq lists its product as uncharacterized. The record is from RefSeq and is a predicted model, not a curated record. Lineage: Eukaryota; Fungi; Ascomycota; Dothideomycetes; Pleosporales; Pleosporaceae. Bases 1 to 1944 code for a protein of 647 amino acids. The transcript is spliced from 6 exons.
AUGCUUUCAAUCCUUCUUGCAGCGGCGCCUCUAGCCUCGCUCGUGUGUGCAUCUUUCGAUGGCAACCUGAACUACCACUCGCCUUCUCGCCGACACGAAGGCCUUGGCAUCGAUGUGCCGAAGGUCGCGAAGAGAAGCCUCAUUAAGCGGGCGACUCCGUGGGAUCCGGCCCAGCUAAGCUUCACGCACGGCGUCGCCUCUGGAGAUCCUUAUCCCGACUCAGUCAUUCUCUGGACACGCAUUGCGCCAUCUCUCGAGAACGACAGAUCGAACGUGACUGUUACGGGUAAUGUAGCUUUCUACAACCAUGAGACGGAGAAGUACAUCAAGGCCUCACCAAACCCCAUUUGCGUGGACUACCGCGUUGGUACCGACGGCAACUUCUCCAGCAUCGUCGAUCAAGGCCAAGCAUACACCACUUCCGACAUCGACUUCACCGUCAAGAUUGAAGCGAAGAACCUGUCCCCAUUCACCCAGUACUACUACCAGUUCAACGUUUGUGGUAGCUCCAACAAGAGCCCACUCGGCAGGACCAAGACCAGCCCCGACGAAGACGACGAUGUUUCCAAAGUUGGUCUUGCUAUCUUCUCCUGUUCCAACUGGCAGAAUGGCUACUUCAACGCGUACGGCAAUGCUGCUAGGAAAGAUCAAGUUGACUUCUUCGUAAGUAUGAUGAUUACGCGCAUUUGUGACACUGCUAACCUGGAGAUGAAGGUUCAUCUUGGUGAUUACAUCUAUGAGUCCACCAAGGGCAAGCUCGGCCAAGACCCGCGCGCCACGAAUCCGUCGCGGGAGAUCAUCACACUUUACGACUACCGAACGAGGAUUGGUCAGUAUCGCACUGAUGACGACCUUCGCCUUGCUCACCAGAACUUUGCUUGGAUUCCAACAUGGGAUGAUCAUGAGGUUGCAAACAACGGUUAUCGCGAUGGCUUUAGCGGCAUGAACAACACUGAACAAAGCUUCAAGAAGUUCGGAGGAGUGAGCGUUGAUUCCAGGAAGAUGAACGCUGUUCGCGCCUACUUCGAGUGGAUGCCCAUUCGCCAGGUCGACAUGGAUGACAAUCUCCGCAUCUGGCGCAACUUCAAGAUGGGCAAACUCUUCGACCUGAUCAUGCUCGACACUCGCAACUACGAUCGAUCUAUCACAACCCUCAACUGGAACGACGAAUACAUCGAGGAUCUCAAGGACGAUGCUGGCCGCUCGCUCAUGGGUAGCCGCCAGGAAAACUGGUUCUACAACCAGCUAUCCGAGUCGCAUGAACGCGGUGCUACCUGGAGGAUCAUCGGUAACCAGAUCAUCUUCUCCCGAAUGAAUAACAGCGCAGUGUACAGCAACGAGCUGAACGCCGAUCAGUGGGACGGGUACACCGCCAACCGCAACCGCACUCUUCAUCACCUUUACAGCAACGAGAUCCCGAACACUGCCUUCUUGGCUGGCGAUUCUCAUGCCAACUGGGUGUCUGAUCUUGUCUGGCUCGACGAGACCCCAUACGACCAGGCGACUGGUGCUGGUGCCAUCGGCGUCGAGUUCGCUGGCACGGCCGUUUCAUCCAGCGGUUAUGGCGCUGGUAGGUCUAUUGCGAAUUCAAGUGACCGAUCAGCAGCGCUCGUGCGUGAUAACCGGGAGCUUCAGUGGACUGAAGGCUACUACAGAGGGUACUACGAGCUGUUCAUCUCUCCUGAGGAGCUCAAUGCGCAGUACUACGGCUCUCCAUCCGUCGCAUCUCGCAACCCCUUCGAUAUCAGCCUUGCGAACUUCACCGUCAAGGUUGGUGCCAACCAUCUAGAGAGGACGAACGGAACUGUAGUCGCUGCAGGCGGUCAUGUCGAGAGUGGGGCGCUUCAACGUGGUCCCACAGCCCCAACUAACCUGACGCUCAACACCGUUACUGGGGUCUGGAACGUAACUAGCUUUGAGCAGAUGUUUGUCACAUACGCGUAA